Molecule: messenger RNA, 2122 nt
Organism: Tachysurus fulvidraco (yellow catfish)
Lineage: Eukaryota; Metazoa; Chordata; Actinopteri; Siluriformes; Bagridae
Product: secretory phospholipase A2 receptor-like
Exons: 5
Coding region: 119-1222 (367 amino acids)
Source: RefSeq, a predicted model, not a curated record
AUCAUGUGACAUCACCACAGUGACAGACAUUAAAGGGGUUCGAUGUGAACAUUAAGCCUCCAUUCAGCAGCGAGCAGCUCAUCAGGCACCGUAAACACACCUCCUCAUUGGCAUCACCAUGGUAACUGUGCCAGUUCUGCUGCUCCUCAUCUUCUCAGCUUCUACAUCUCCAGUCCACAGUCACCUCACUUCAUUUCAUUUCGUUCCGGGUUGCAUGAAUCAGAGUGAGGCUCGACAAGCUUGCAGAGAUAAAUACACCGACCUCGUCACUGUGUACUCUGAUAAAGACAACAGUGAACUUGCUAAACUGGUGAUAAAGGAUGGUGUGGGUUCUGGCUGGAUCGGACUCUCUCGCAAUAAUUUAAGUGAGAAAUGGUCUAAUGGUGAUCCUGUAACAUACAGAAAUCUGACAGGGGAUUGUGGGACAUCGAGCUGCUGUACAAUGAAGGCUGAUGGUUUAUGGGAAAGUCUUCAGUGCACAGUGACAAGACAUUUCAUGUGCUAUGAACAAGAUGCUACCUCUCAGACUAAUAAUUAUCAUCUUAUCCUUGAGAAUAAGACCUGGUAUGAAGCUCAGCGUUACUGUAGACAGAGAUACACUGACCUGGUCAGCAUCAGAGAUCAGCAGCACAAUGAAGAGGUGAUGAUUAAAGGGUUAAACAGCAGCACACCCUUCUGGAUCGGCCUGCUGUGUGAUGACUGGCAGUGGAUUGAUGGAGGAAUCUCUGCCUAUAGAAACUGGCAUUGGCAGAGCGGUGAACCUUAUCCAUCAUCACACAACUGUGUAGUACUGAGUGGAGAGAGAUGGUACUCAUGGCUAUGCAAUAAUUUAUAUCCUGCUUUGUGCUACUACAAUUACAUCCAUGUGAGUGAAGAGGCUCUGAGCUGGGAGAAAGCGCUGGAUUACUGUGAUAAAGGGAACAGAACUGGAUUGUUGCAGAUUGAGUCUGAACAUGACCAGACUGAUGUGGAGAAUGAGCUCAGAAGGAGGCGUGUCUCUGAGCCUGUGUGGGUGGGGCUUAGACAGAGCCAGCUCUUCGGGUUCUGGAUUUGGCCCGAUGGGAAAGCUGUGUUUCCGUACUCCAACUGGGAUGAAGGGAAACAGCCUGAGCAUCAACUCUCUCAGCACUGCGGUGCCGUCGUUCCACAGAGCUACAGAUGGAAAGACAUGAACUGUGAGGCUCAGUAUAAAGCUCUGUGUCACAUCAGAUGUUCUCCAUGAACCCACUUAUACGUUCAUUUUAUAUAUUUAUCAAUCUUUUUUUUUUAAAACAAUUAUUCGCAUAUGUAAUUAUUAUUCAUAAUUUUCAUUUAAAGCUUAGAGACUACAUGGCUAUAUGUGGGAAAAUUUUAAUGUAACUAAACUGAUAGAAAUUCUCUAAAAAAAAUGAGAUCAACUGCAUUUCUAACCAUUUUAAACAUAUAUUCAUUUACAUGUGAAACUCACAUAGGGUUUGAUUUUUUUUUUAAAAGUAUUACUCAAAUAAAUAUCUCAGCACUGCGGUGCCGUCGUUCCACAAAAGAGCUACAGAUGGAAAGACAUGAACUGUGAGGCUCAGUAUAAAGCUCUGUGUCACACCACAUGUUAACCAUGAUCAUGUUCUUUAUGAACCACCACCCCACCCCAAACACACACACACGCGCACACACACACACACACACACACAUACACACGUAUACAUACGUGUGUGUGUUUUAGAAUUGUACAGUGACACACACACUUACUGGGGUCAGGGUUGUGUAUUUUACAGAGUUCCCCUGUGCGGAACAACGACAGAACAUCAGUGCAAAAAAAUCUAAGCAAAUAAAUAUCUUUAAUAAAUCUAAUAUAAUAUAAACUAACAUCCCUUGUAGUUUUAGAAUUUAGGUCUCUCUCUCUCUCUCUCUCUCUCUCUCUCUUUCUCAGAAGGAGGCAUCUCUCUGCUCAUGAAGAUGUUGUAGAUGUUUAUGUUCAUGGCUUUGUUAUAGGGCCUUUAAUCCAGACUGAAUAUAGCAGGAUGAUUAAAAAGUAAUGACAAUUCUAUCUUCUUGACUCAAUGUUUAAUGUGUUUAUUGCUGUUUCUAUGGUGUCGUGCAGCACAGACUGUAACUUUCUCUGUUUAUAAUAAAGUUUGAACACACA